Molecule: messenger RNA, 983 nt
Organism: Tricharina praecox
Lineage: Eukaryota; Fungi; Ascomycota; Pezizomycetes; Pezizales; Pyronemataceae
Exons: 6
Coding region: 1-699 (232 amino acids)
Source: RefSeq, a predicted model, not a curated record
AUGGACGCCCGGGCAGAACAAUUCGUAGCCAGUGCCAAAGCCGGCCUCCAAAACGUCCGCAGUUCCCUCCAGAGCAAUCCCUCGCACUGGCGAAGCUGCACUGCGGCGGUACAACAGUGCAUUUCCUAUGUCGACCAGAGCAGGAUCAUGCACGAUCCUCGGCGGAUCCCUGAGCGAGUCUGGAUUCUCGACGAGGUUCAAUACUUUGCUUACUUCGAGCCCGACUCCGGCGGUGUCCCGGAGGUGACCACCUGGUGCGAGAGGGAAUGGAACAGAGUGCUCAGUGUUGACCCGCACCAUGUGGGUGCGCUCACGGGCCUGGGACAAGCUUGGCUGUCCAAAGCCCAGUUCUGGCUGGCGCGCAUCCACCAGCAGGAAAGUGGCGGCCGAGACGACGACCUCGCUGCUGAGCGCCGCCUGCACACCGCCGACUACGUAGAAGCCCGUGCGAUCCUGCAGCCCGCGGUGGACUUCUUCGCCCGUGCCGUGGAGACGGCCCGUGUCAGCGGUUGUCUGACCGGCAAGCUACUCGAGAAGAGAGCAGAGGCUUCAAUGAGCCUCGGAAACGUCUCGCCCAUGAGCGUGGGCCGCAUCCACUUCCGGGACAGUGUGCAGGCGCUCCAGGCGGCUGUUUCCAUAGGACAUCAUCUACCCCGCCAUCUACGACGUUGGCUCGUUGAUAACGAGCGCUACUUUUGAGCUGUAAAAAGUCAGCUAGUGGGAUUGGACGCAGAGGGGCGUUGGAGGGGCGUUCACUUGUUUAUGCGAUACCUUCUGGUGUGUUUGGGGGGGAAGGGGGGGUUGAGAUUGUUGUGCGUGUUUGAUGCUUGAUGGAGCCAUGAUUAGACCGUAUCCAUAUCCAUUGACCGCAGAUAUGCGCACAUCCAUCGUCGUUAUGUACCAAGGCUAGGAGAGGCAUGUAUACUGCCGUGUUCGUAACGACCGUGAUCGUGAUGAACCACCAGCUGCGUAGCGUCCUCGCC